Molecule: messenger RNA, 2670 nt
Organism: Gilbertella persicaria
Lineage: Eukaryota; Fungi; Mucoromycota; Mucoromycetes; Mucorales; Choanephoraceae
Exons: 11
Coding region: 89-2611 (840 amino acids)
Source: RefSeq, a predicted model, not a curated record
AACUUGCAUAGCGAGUGACGUUGAACGCGUCAAAUUAAAUUCAGACACCGAAUCACGAACCUUUUUUCUCUCUUUUCUUUUAUUUCGAAUGCUAGAAGAACUUGAGAGAUUAUCGAAUGUUAUUGCUUCUUAUCGACCUGGAGAGGAUCAAAAGCCUCUUGUUCUCUGUAUUCGAAAACUAAAACGAUUUAUUCUCGAUGAUGCAAAGGAAAUAACUAUUUGGGUUUAUGACACACUCAAAUCAAGAAAGAGCAUGGCAGCACAAAUGACAGAUCCUUUAGAUCAAGCAUUACUUGACUUGAUCAAAGAUAUUAUCCUUUUUGAAAAAGCAGUGAAUUGUAUAGAUUCAUUAGACACUUUAUUUAAACAUGUACAAGUGGAAUCAACAAGUAUGGUUUGGCUCCUAUGUCUUGUUGGAGAAAAAUUACCCCAGAUUGUUACUCGUCGAAUUCAUCAACUGUUUAUUCUUGGAAAUGUCUCCUACAAUAACCCUUAUUUGGGAACAUCUGCAAGUGCAACAGAUCACAGCCAAAAGAAUUUAGUCUACAUAAGCAAUUGUCUAUUUAUUCACUUGCUCAAUGGUCAUAAGCAGAUAGUGAUAGAUUCUGUUGUUGAGUUAUUUCAAGACUAUCUGGGCUGGAUUGAACACAAUCAACCCUUGACAACAGAUUUACAAAAAUUUACCUUAUCUUAUUUAUUGUUCCUGCCAAAAACCUCGGCUAUGUUGUUUAAAGAGUCUUGGUCUAUUCUUUUUAGACUCUUAUGUGACCACGGAGUUGCAGGAACUAUCUUUCUUUAUGAAAAGACAUAUCAAUCAUCCUUGAUUAAGAUAGACGACAAGCUUCAAACCAUUGCUUCUAUUUUCCCCCGUUGGCUUAAAUCAGUUGCUUUUGAACAGAAUGGAUUGUUUAUGAAGCAUGCUAUGGAUGUAGCCAUUAUGCUGGAUACACUCAUUCAUGAUUCUCGCUUAGACUUGAAGCAUCUUGUUCCGACAGGAGGAAGGUCUAUGAUCGACACACUUAAACCUUCUUUUGAACAAUUAGACUUGAAACCUUCUUCUAUUGACCUAGUUGGAUGGACCAUGACACUCUUUUCUUCAGACAAAAGACCUUCGAGGGGCACACAUGAUCUUCAAAUCCCUCUUUUUCUUUUACAGCUGGAUUUUUUUAAUGAUACUAAAAAAGAAGAAGCUAUCCAGAUGUUUGUUCAAUUGAUUACCCGAGUAGAUCAACCCAUAGACGAAGCAUCUGCUGAUGGUAUACGCUAUUUUAUUCUUGACCUUGUUUCUUCUGCAGAGGCAAAAUGGCCAGACUUAUUUCAAUUUGUACUAGAACAGAUCUUUUCAAAAGCGAUUGCGAUGCAUAUUGCAGAUAAUGAAGGAUCUGUCAAUAUUGAGAAAAUCCUGGGUAAUCUAGCCAUGUUGUUUGCACCUUUUGAAGGAGACAAACCAGGUUUUGAUGCUUUUCAGAAAUACAUGGUAAAUCACUGGCGUCAAGUGUCUCUAUUGUUCUUGAACCAUCCUUCCAUUCAAUGCAGGGCUAUGGGGUAUCGUGUCUUGACUCAUUCUCGUUUUUGGCAGCAUAUCGCUACGGAGGAAUUUACGACUGUCUCUAAAUUGUUGAUGGAUGCUUGGUUUAGACAUAUUAAGGGACGUUAUCUCCGAGUCAAUCUAGAGGAGGAAUUGUGCGUGAUUGAAGAACAACAAAAACUAAUCUCCUGUUGUUGUCAAAAUACAGAAUUAGCGAAAACCAUGUUGUGCUUUACGAUGGACUGUAUCUUAGGAGGUGCUUUGGAAAUCUUUCCUUCCAUGGAUACAGUGUCCAUUCAACAAGAACGACAAAGUCUCCUUGACCAAGUCACUCAGCAUGACUAUUUGCCACCGCCCAUGCCUACUUCAAAACCACCUCAGUUUAUCACUUGCCUUUCAUGGACUCAGGAUAUAAGAGACUGUGUCUAUACAGACAAUAUCGCAAGAACAGCUUCUUUAUUUAACGGACUCUCUACGGACAUCAACCACCAUGUCUUGUCCCAUUUACUAAGACUAUGGCAACCUAUCUCUGUCUCGUUUAACACGUACCAUGAUGUCCUGCCUAUGAAUAUACCCUAUCAAAACGACAUUAUGAUCGGUGGUGCAUUUAAAGACCACCCUGUCUUGUUUCUCAUCUUGGAAAAAUACAGCAUGGCUCAAACAAGAGACAUGGUACGCAGCAUUCUAGUCUAUUUUAUUGUGUUUUGGCACAUGAAAGAAGUCGUGAAUGUACCUACCACACUUAGUUUUGCCACCCAGCUAGAAGAAACCAUACGGCUGGUGGCUUUUAUGAAGCCUAUCUUACCCGAGUUUCUGGUGAAUACCCAUCCGUUGUUUCCGUUUAUGUCUGCUAAAGAUUUAGGUGAUAUUUUGUUUCGUAUGAUUUGGGAUUAUCUGAGUUGGCAAUCUGCCCAGCAUAUUCCAGGCAUUACACAACACAUGUCGCCACAAGACCAGGAAGCAAGAAUGGACAAGUAUAGAAAGACCAUGUUGGCCAUGUGCCAACAACGCCUUGUCGUAUUAGAAAAGGCGCCUCAAUGGCAUCAAGCCUUAUCAAAAGCCAUGUCUACUCUUUUUCAAUAAAUUUUUUUUCUUAUUUUCUGGAGUCCCCUGAGCGCGACAUCAAACGAAAAAGGGCUCUU